This is a messenger RNA of Penicillium coprophilum, 2406 nucleotides long. RefSeq lists its product as uncharacterized. Gene Ontology annotation, biological process: vesicle-mediated transport; intracellular protein transport. The transcript has 13 exons. The record is from RefSeq and is a predicted model, not a curated record. NCBI's taxonomy places the organism in Eukaryota, Fungi, Ascomycota, Eurotiomycetes, Eurotiales, Aspergillaceae. Gene Ontology annotation, molecular function: GTPase activity; GTP binding. Gene Ontology annotation, cellular component: plasma membrane; cytoplasm. The coding region runs from base 1 to 2406 and encodes 801 amino acids.
AUGUCUUAUACAACAGAUUCGCACGAGUCUACUGCGCCGCAGGAUUACUAUUCAAGUCUAGAUGAUGAGGGUUCGCUCGUGGAAAAGUUCAAGAAUAUUGAUGAUAAGACGCAGUUUUACACUGCUAUGCGCCGCUUAGAGGAUCCCCUUACUCAGAAUUUUGUGCUUGAUUUCGGGAAUGAAGAGGCAUGGUGUGCAUCUGAUCUGGGCACCGAUGAACUGAAAUUAUUGCUGAGCAAGCCGAGAGACAAGUGUUUCGGUACACGGUGGAUUAAUAUAUGGGCACCAGAGGAGCAGAAGGAAAGCAUAAGGGCAAUUACCAAACAGUAUGGAGUGUCCGAACGACUACAGGGGAUGAUGUGCACAGAGCCAGUGCAUCCCACACCAGAACCUACACCUACACCAAUACCAACCAAAAGGUCUUCACGAGCACCCAGUAUUGCGCCCUCGUUCGUACACGAAGCGGAUGACCCGGAGAAUGCACUCAAGCAUCUCGAUCCAGAGAAAUCCCGCGAGUCGGCGUCAUUCAAGAAUCUCACCUUUUCACAAGUCACAGAUCAAAUCUGGCACUUUUCUUCUGUGGAUCAUGGUCCUCGAUAUACAUGUAUCGGAUAUAAUACGUUGUUUGUGAUUCCCACACUAUCACAACCGAAUGCCCAAGAUCUCCCGGAUGGAAAACGGCUUUGGACCUGGCUGAUCCAGUGUGAUGACGGCACGAUAAUUUCAAUCCAAGAGAACCCGUUCCCAAGACGAAAGGCAGUGCCGAUAGAUGAAGCCAAGCCAGUCCUCGACAUCGUACGUAGGAACAUUCGCUUUAUUUUCGCCGGCGUCUCCAGACAGCAUUUUGCCAUGUCCGAGAGCGAGUCGCUGAUCACAAUCCGGGUGCGACAUUUCAGUGACCUCGGACCGGACCAAGCCAAUAUCAAGCAGGAGGAUGGACCGAGUUUGCUCUUCUACUAUAUCUUCGAUGACUGGGUGUCGAGUUAUGGACUUAUCGCAAAGCGAGAACAUAAAUACGGUGUUGCUUUGGAUAAAUUGAGAAAGGAUAUGCUCGUUCGUCCGGUAGUGGAUUUGGUGGAUGAGUUGCACUGGCUUGGCCGACGACUCGCAGUUCUCAAACGAUUAUAUCAGAGCUAUGAGCUUAUCAUGCGGCGACUCUUGCAACGGCAACGCAUGCUCCGCGAUGAAGCGCGUUCGGUCCAACCAGCCGCUCUCCCGUAUGGAGCCACGUUUGGCGAUAUGGAGUUUGUGGAUAUGCGCCAGUCGAGCGUCGUGAGCAAUACCGGUCAUCAUAACACAACUGAGAAAUCGGUCGGGGUGCCGUUGAGCUCGACGGCUGUGGCGCGUUUCGAACGGUUGGUUGAUCGUAUUAAUUUGUACUGUCUGAGCGAGAUUGAGAAUUGUCUCAAUGAGAAAGAGUCAUUGACAUUCCUGAACUUCAACUUGAUUGCGCUCAAGGACUCGCAAGCUGUUGAGAAGCUCACUCGGAUCACUAUUCUGCUGGCUAAGGCGACCAUCUUGUUCUUGCCGGUUAGCUUGAUGAGUGCAUAUUUCUCGACGGAAUUGAUUGGGGUGAAGAAUGGGUAUACUAAGACGGACUAUUGGGUCAGUUUCGCAGUUAUCUUUGUUGCAUCCAUCUUGCUCUUGACCGUUUUCGGUUAUGCCAGCGAUACCAUGGAAGGUGACGAAGACUACGCCCACCGCCAACGGUCACUUGCCCCCCCCUGGAUCUCUGACCGACAAGUCCACAACACGUUUUCCAACCCCUCCGCUUUUCCCCUUUCACCAUCCCUCGAUAUCUCUCUGACCUAUCCACCCCUCUUAGGAUCCGAGGGUUAUCUCGCUACCGACAAUAUGGGUAUCACUUUCUCGCGGUUGUUUGACCGACUAUGGGGCCGCAAGGAGAUGCGCAUCCUGAUGGUUGGUCUUGAUGCCGCUGGUAAGACCACCAUCCUGUACAAGCUGAAGCUCGGUGAAAUCGUCACCACCAUUCCCACAAUUGGAUUCAACGUCGAGACUGUCGAAUACAAGAACAUUCAGUUCACCGUGUGGGAUGUCGGUGGUCAGGAUAAGAUUCGUCCUCUGUGGCGCCACUACUUCCAGAACACCCAGGGUAUCAUCUUCGUGGUUGACAGCAACGAUCGCGAUCGUAUCGUUGAGGCCCGUGAGGAGUUGCAGCGCAUGUUGAACGAGGAUGAGCUCCGUGACGCUAUGCUUUUGGUAUUCGCCAACAAGCAGGAUCUGCCGAACGCCAUGAGCCCCGCCGAGAUCACGCAGCAGCUUGGUCUUCAGAGCCUUACCCGUCGUGCUUGGUUCAUUCAAUCUACCUGCGCCACCACUGGUGACGGUCUGUACGAGGGUCUGGAGUGGCUCGCUGAUGCGCUCCGGAAAACCAACCGCGAUUAA